Messenger RNA from Carcharodon carcharias (great white shark), 4083 nucleotides. RefSeq names its product zinc finger CCCH-type containing 18 (gene zc3h18). Bases 161 to 3304 code for a protein of 1047 amino acids. The record is from RefSeq and is a predicted model, not a curated record. Lineage: Eukaryota; Metazoa; Chordata; Chondrichthyes; Lamniformes; Lamnidae. Gene Ontology annotation, molecular function: metal ion binding. The transcript has 19 exons.
CAAUGGGCGGUUGCUAAUGGCGGCGCUGCCCGGCUCGCGCUCGCUCGCUGCUGCCUCGGGCCCGGCCUCGCGCUCUCGCCGUUACCCUGGUUACCCGGCCUGGCCCGGCCCUCACACCCAGAGCCCGCCCGACCGAGCCGCAGAAUAACAUUGUUCUCCAAUGGAUGUCUCCGAUAGUCCUGAUCGUGACCCUCGUUCCCCAGAGGACCAGCUUUCUGAAGAUGAAGAUGACCUGUUGCUUGAGAGAGGACAUGAAAACGAUGAUGAAGAGGAUAUAGACAAGCGUUCAGACAAUGAUGGGGAAUGCAUUGAUUCUGAGGAUAAUGACCAUUGCAGUGAUGCUGAGAAUCACAGCAUUGGUGAACCUGACAAUGAGGGCAGUCGGGACGAUGGGGAAACCCAUGAAUCAGAGGUGGAAGAGGAGGAGGAAAAGUUGAGAGAGGAAGGAGAUUACAGUGAAGAAAGUGGAAAUGACGGCGAUAAUGAGGAGCCACGUAAGGACUUGGAUGCAGAAUCUGACCGAGACAACGUUGUAAGUCCAAAAAGAACUUGCAAUGCUGAGCGAACUGAAAAAGCUGUCUCUGAGAAGCAGGAUUCCCAAGCCGAUGAGGAGGCUGCGAAUGAUUCCAAGGAUGAAGCAUCCUCUGUCAUCAGGGACCUGGAUGAACAUGAACUGGACUAUGAUGAGGAGGUUCCUGAAGAACAGCCAGGGGCUGUGACGGAAGACAGUGAAAAACAAAGCACGGAGGAGAAAAGUAGCGACUCGCCCAAGGAGGGGGAAAUGGAAAAAAAUCAACUUGAAGAGAGAAAGUCUGAAAGAGACAGAAAAGAUUCAUUUCGUGAGAGGAAAAAAGAUGAGGAUGAUGGGGAGCUUGAUGAAGGAGAAGUUGAGGAUGAUGAUCUUGAGGAAGGCGAAGUAAAAGAUCCCAACGAGAGAAAAGUCCGACCAAAACCCAUCUGCAGAUUCUACAUUAAAGGUAACUGCACAUGGGGAAAUAAUUGUCGGUUUAUUCAUCCGGGAAUAAAUGACAAAGGAAACUAUUCACUGAUAGCCAAACCAGAUCCAUUUUCACCUAAUGGAGGGCAUCACCUGGGACCCCACCCACUGAUGCAGGCCAACCCCUGGGAAACACACGUCUUGGGUGCUCCAGUGAUUGAUGAAUUGAUGCCACCCAUUCCACUGGAACCUCCAGCAGAGAGUGCAUGGGAGAGAGGUCUGCGACAUGCAAAAGAGAUGCUGAAAAAAGCCACCAUCAGGAAGGAACAGGAACCAGAUUUUGAGGAAAAACGUUUCAAUGUCACCAUUGGAGAUGAUGAUUUUGACAAGGAAAAUGAUUUUUAUCGGGACUGGAAUUAUCGUGUGGCAAGAGACAUCAGAGAACCAGGGCCUGACCCCUAUAUAACUCCCUACUAUGAGCAUGAAGUUGAACGGUACUGGCGUGGUGGACAAUACGAGAACUUCAGAGUCCAGUGGACAGAGGCAGACUAUCAUUAUAGGGAAAGGGAGAGGGAAAGAGAACGAGAAAGAGAACGAGAAAGAGAACGAGAAAGAGAACGAGACAGGCACAGAGAACAACGCGAGAGGGAAAGGGAAAGAGAAAGAGAACGAGGAAACAGGAUACGAGAGAGAGAACGGGACAGAGAGCGUGAGCGUGACAAAGAACGGCAGCGGAGAAAAGAAGAGUGGGAGAGAGAGCGGGCAAAGCGAGAAGAAAAAGACAGGGCACAAAAAGACAGAGAACGGGAGAAGGAAAAACCAAAGCAAAGAUCACCGCCUCCAGCAAGCCGGCAAGUAGAACCACCCAAGAAAGAAGCUGCUCCAACGACUACUGUAAAACGAGCAGAUGAAUGGAAAGACCCAUGGCGCCGAUCCAAAUCACCCAAAAAAAGGCCAGUUUCAACAACAUCACCAGGCCGUGGGCGUAAGCGACGAAGAACAUCUGGAUCAUCCGUUUCAGUCUCUGGCUCGUCAAGGUCGUCUUCUCGUUCUUCUUCCUAUUCAGGAUCUGGCUCAUCCAGGUCGCGAUCAAGGUCGCACUCAAGAUCUUCCUCUUACAGUUCCUAUUCCAGCCAUUCCUCCAGACACAGUUCCUAUUCUGGAAGCAGAUCAAGGUCACGGUCAUUCUCAUCCUCGCCCUCCCCAACUCCAUCGCCAUCACGGGCAAAAGAUGCUGCAGGUGCAAAGACCAAAGCUGGAGCAGGCAGCAUUGGCGGAGGUGGAGAUGCUCCUGCUCCCACAGGAAAAAGUGAAAAGACUGUGAAGAAAGUGCCAUCGCCACAGCCAAUAGGGCACUCCACAGGGGCAAAGGUUCCAAAGACCACUGCAGAGGGCACGAAACCUGCUGAGAACAGAGAUGGACGAAAGAAGGAACGCCAGGCCCGAACCCCACCUAGGAGGCGGACAGCAAGUGGCAGUGGAAGUGACAGUGGCAGCAGCUACAGUGGAUCAAGCUCUCGUUCACGAUCACAUUCUCGUUCAGCAUCUCGGUCGACAUCAGCGUCUGGCUCCCAAUCUGCAUCGGGUUCCCACAGAUCUAGGUCCCUCAGUGUGAGCAGUGUGUCAUCCGUGUCGAGUGCGUCAUCAAGCAGUAGCUCCGUAAGAAGUGCUGACUCUGAGAACAUGUAUGCAGACUUAGCUAGCCCCGUCUCAUCUGCCAGCUCCCGAUCACAAGCCCCUGCUCAGAAGCAGAAGGAAAAAUUGAAACCCAAAAGAGAGGAGGCACCAAGAGACAAGGAGCGCGAGGAGAGGCGAAAACGUGAGAUUCCACCACAGCCACAGAAAUCUUCCUCCACACCAAAACCCACCCAGAUCAGCAAACCCCCACAGCUUGUCUACAGCGCACACAAGGACAUUAAACUGACGCUGCUAAACAAGCCUGCAGAUAAGGGCACCAGGAAACGGUAUGAACCUUCUGAUAAAGAGAGGCCAUCCUCUCCACCUUCCAAACGGGUCACGCUGUCUCCAGAAAGAGGGCAUCGUGAGCGGAAGGCAUUCGGAAGGCCACCAUCACCAAAGGGUGAUCGUCAGAGCAGCCGAGCACCAGCAAUGAUUAGAUCAUCGCCUGCCCAAGCAGAGAGAAAACGGCCACCUUCACCCCAGUCAAAGGUCUCGAGCAAAGUAACCAGUGUGUCUUCAAGCUCCAGCAAGUCCCAUGACACAGCAGCCUCUGCCACCACUGCAUCCUCUGCAAAAUCAAGCAAAUCCAGUACGUUAUCUCGCAGGGAGGAGCUGCUGAAACAGUUGAAAGCUGUAGAGGAUGCCAUUGCCCGCAAACGAGCGAAGAUCCCUGGCAAGGUCCAGUAGCUGUGAACCAAUCGACGCAGGACCGCAGUCUGUUGAUUAGAGACAGCUGUCAGUAUUUUCAAUGAUUAAAUCCGUGAUUUUUUCAGGAAGUAGCCAUGGGGGGGUUCCUUGGGUACCUCACUGCCAUUCUCUCAACCUCCAGACAUCCCAGUGGGUGACGGCUGCAGUUUAACUCCAGAUCUGUCAUCUUUUUUUUCCUUCUUAAAGUGGAGAGAUGGCUGCAGACUGUGAACUCUAUUACGUAUUUAACACACACACUGACGCUACGGUGGCAAUCGGUUCAAACCGUAGUCAAUGACUGGACCUGAACAUGUGAAAUCUGACCCUAGAGAAGCCACACCUUUUACACUGCUUUAGAAGUUCUUAGUGUGUGUGUUGUCUGAAGGAAUUCCCCAAAUAUUCAUAAUGUGUUACCAGAGAGCAGGUGAAUGUGCUGUCAAACGCUGCUUUCUCUUCCCCCUCCGUUUUUUGGGCAAACUUGUUCUUCUGGCUUCCCAAAUAAAUAUUCACUCUUUUAUUUUACACUUUUCAGAUUUUUAAUCUCAUGCACACACCUUAUGGUUGUGUUGGAUGUGUAGGUUGAAGACUGAGAACUCUGAAAAGAUCAUUCUGUUGACACACACAGCUGAGGUAUUGUGAUAAAGCAGGUUUUUUAUACACUGAUAACUAACACCUGCUGAAGCUGGGAGGACAGAGUAAUUGCAUCAAAUGGGCUGAGAAAUGUUCAGGAUUGACUUUUUUUUUUACAUGACUUUAAUAAAGGAUUUACUAGUUGUAAA